AUGUCUUCAAUCCCAAAUAGGUUUAGCUCUUACGGUGAUGAUAACAUGAACCAUCCUAGUUUUGUUCAAAACUCUAACAUGUUUCGGUCUAUGUUCCAUACUUCUGAUCAGACAAACUAUGGAGAUUUGUUUUCUUCGUCUCCUUCUUUUACUCGUUAUCAAAAUUCAAAUGUUUCUUCCUCUUCUUUUGGAUUUAACAAUUCACAUAUGACCUAUCAUACAAGGAGAAACACUGAUUCUGUUUUUGGUGCUGAAUGUUUUCCUAUUAAAGAUAAUCCUCAGUUUUCUCAAGUUUCUUUCACUCAAACUAUUACAAAUAGGGUUUCUGCUAUUGUUCCUACCAAAACAAUUUUCAACGUCCAAAAUAAUGAUAUUGGACGUGUUAACCGUGCCAUGGAUUUUAACAACAAUGUUUGGAAUCCUACAAUUCAUCCUCCGAAUUUUCGUGACAAACAAAGUGAGAUCUUAAGCCCUAAACCUCUCAAUGUUGUUUUUCCUCACCAAAAAUCUGCCUAUCGUCAUCGUUUAGACAUGUUUUCCUCAUCAUCAAACAACAACCAUGACCAACAUGUUUCCCAAGAUGGUCCAUCUUUGAAGAAAAGCCGUAAACCAACCAAAUUUCGUGAAGAAAUUGCUAGGGAUGAUCAUUUAGAUUCUGAAGAAGAUGGGAGAAGUGGUGAUGAUGAGUACGAUGGUCGGACGCAUAGUCUACCAUAUGAGAAAUAUGGUCCAUAUACAUGUCCUAAGUGCAAUGGUGUAUUUGACACUUCACAGAAGUUUGCUGCUCAUAUGUCAAAUCACUACAAGAGUGAGUCGACUAAUGAAAGAGAGAAGAGAUUUCGUGCGAGGAAUAAAAACAAGUUUCGUAAACUAAAUCGCGAAAUUAAUGGAAACUCUCCAAAGCCUUGUGAUGGGGUUAGUAGCCGUGGAGUAACUGAUGCUAAAGCUUUCCAAAGCCUUGUGAUGGUUAAAAAAGAGCUUGAUUAG
Messenger RNA from Arabis nemorensis, 987 nucleotides. NCBI's taxonomy places the organism in Eukaryota, Viridiplantae, Streptophyta, Magnoliopsida, Brassicales, Brassicaceae. The record is from the annotation of a GenBank genome assembly.